CUUGCUAAGAAGUUCAGUACCUGUUCCAAGGAUGAGACUCGUGCCGACAUUAUCCUGCCAACUAUCCUGCUUGACUUGACAAUGUAUGUGCCUAAAGUUCUUACUGGAGACUCUUUCAGGAUAUAUGUAUAUUGCACGAUCAACUGAUGUCCUGUAAACUCAGGGGGACAUUGGUUGGAGAAAGCCACCAUGGCUUGCUUACAUGGACCACGACUACUGAAUUUGGAGAAAACCCCUCCUCAUCUUCAGUUCAAUGACUUGAUCCUGACGGGCUACCGGCCAAUUUCAACCUUUCAGGGGUGCAUCAGAAGCUUGUUCUACUUGCACAAUGAAUUUGGUAACAUUUAUACCCAUGGAAUCCCAUUCUUCUGUUUCCUUGUGCUGCUGCCACUUAACAUCCCCUGGUCUGAGGUGGAGCAAACGUGGAUGUGUGUGUUCCACUACCUUGCCUGCCUGUCCCCCACCGUGGGCUCAGUGCUUUACCACACCUUCAUGAACCAUGAGGGCGGGGAGCCCAUCUACGACACACUCCUUUCCCUUGACAUGGUCGGAGUCUGCCUGGUCAACACCUUGGGAUGCCUGCCCAUCAUCUAUAUCACCCUGAUGUGCUACCCUGUCACUUGCAUCCUGGCCCUCCUGACCUACAGCCUAAUCUCAGCCUGGGGCAUCCUCUGUGCCACCACAGCGCGUAGCAACUAUGGGCGCCUUCGCGCUUUCAUCUGGCAGGCCCUCUUCCGUGUGCUCCUCUUCCUAUUCCGUUGGCUGGGCGACGGUGUAGGCAGCCCAGCUUCGCUCCGCCUCUUCUUCACCAUGGACAUGCUGGCUAUCAUGGGUGGCCUGGUGAACCUUAGCCGGGUGCCCGAGCGUUUUAGCCCAGGCCUCUUCGACUACUGGUGCAACAGCCACCAGAUAAUGCACGUGCUGGUGAUCUGCUCCAUUAUCUACAUGCACUGGGGGAUGCUGGAGGAUUUAGCCUGGAUUAAGACGUUCCAGUGUCCGGUGUUGGAGUGAGGGACAGAGAACAAAUAGGGCUGGGGCGUAGGAUUUGAGGGGUGGGUAGGAGUGACCAUAAAAAUAGAAUGACCAGAAUGGACAGCCCCAUUCAAGUCUAUGUUCGGUGAUGGGUGGACUGGCAGCCAUAUUGAAUGUACUUACCGAUAAGUACACGUUAACAUUUCUGUGGUCUGAGGGGCUUUAAACCUUCUCGUAAAUUAUAUUUCUAUGGGUGACGAGAGAGUGAAAUUAAUGUUUUAACAUGCACUUUAGGACUAGCUGCUGAAAUUACUGCAAGGAUUACGAUUGAUUCACUGUCCAUUUUGAAAUAUUCACCCCCGUACAGCAGAAUGUAGGGAUAAGAAUCGAUUGGUGCUAUUAAUGAUGGACGUCAGGGAAUUGUUGUUUUGCUUUUGAACCCAAAUUUCAGCGUUAUUACUUUGCAAUGAGAUGGACACACAUCUACACGAUUCUGUAUCAGUUAAAAUGCAGUAGGCUUUUGCCUCCAGUGACCAACUUACAUUUUUUCAAUGAAAAGGAUUGCAAUAAAUUAAAUAAAUAUAUAUUUCUA
Messenger RNA from Oncorhynchus kisutch (coho salmon), 1564 nucleotides. RefSeq names its product progestin and adipoQ receptor family member IVb (gene paqr4b). Gene Ontology annotation, cellular component: membrane. The record is from RefSeq and is a predicted model, not a curated record. NCBI's taxonomy places the organism in Eukaryota, Metazoa, Chordata, Actinopteri, Salmoniformes, Salmonidae. The transcript has 3 exons. Gene Ontology annotation, molecular function: signaling receptor activity. Bases 190 to 1011 code for a protein of 273 amino acids.